CUUCUUGGCUUUUAUGAGCUAUUCAAGAGAUAUUUAGUCAUCACGUUGUGUCACAAUGGGAGUGACUCACAGAGCAAGGAGAGAACCUGAGGAUUCCUCACACAUGUAGUACUCAGAGCUCUACGGAAACCCAGGCACCUCGACCUCAAGAGGAUCAGCCUGGCCAGGGUGGCACAACUCUUCCUUCCCCGUGCACAGCAGGAAAGCUGCCAUCAGCUGAGCAAGUCCACCAACAGUUUCUGUGUCCCACUUCAUCUUUAAUAAGGACACCAUCUUCUUGUAUUAUACAAGAAAGGAGUGUACCUAUCACACACAGGGGGAAAAAUGCUCUUUUGGGUGCUAGGCCUCCUAAUCCUCUGUGGUUUUCUGUGGACUCGUAAAGGAAAACUAAAGAUUGAAGACAUCACCGAUAAGUACAUUUUUAUCACUGGAUGUGACUCGGGCUUUGGAAACUUGGCAGCCAGAACUUUUGAUAAAAAGGGAUUUCAUGUAAUCGCUGCCUGUCUGACUGAAUCAGGAUCAACAGCUUUAAAGGCAGAAACCUCAGAGAGACUUCGUACUGUGCUUCUGGAUGUGACCGACCCAGAGAAUGUCAAGAGGACUGCCCAGUGGGUGAAGAACCAAGUUGGGGAAAAAGGUCUCUGGGGUCUGAUCAAUAAUGCUGGUGUUCCCGGCGUGCUGGCUCCCACUGACUGGCUGACACUAGAGGACUACAGAGAACCUAUUGAAGUGAACCUGUUUGGACUCAUCAGUGUGACACUAAAUAUGCUUCCUUUGGUCAAGAAAGCUCAAGGGAGAGUUAUUAAUGUCUCCAGUGUUGGAGGUCGCCUUGCAAUCGUUGGAGGGGGCUAUACUCCAUCCAAAUAUGCAGUGGAAGGUUUCAAUGACAGCUUAAGACGGGACAUGAAAGCUUUUGGUGUGCACGUCUCAUGCAUUGAACCAGGAUUGUUCAAAACAAACUUGGCAGAUCCAGUAAAGGUAAUUGAAAAAAAACUCGCCAUUUGGGAGCAGCUGUCUCCAGACAUCAAACAACAAUAUGGAGAAGGCUACAUUGAAAAAAGUCUAGACAAACUGAAAGGCAAUAAAUCCUAUGUGAACAUGGACCUCUCUCCGGUGGUAGAGUGCAUGGACCACGCUCUAACAAGUCUCUUCCCUAAGACUCAUUAUGCCGCUGGAAAAGAUGCCAAAAUUUUCUGGAUACCUCUGUCUCACAUGCCAGCAGCUUUGCAAGACUUUUUAUUGUUGAAACAGAAAGCAGAGCUGGCUAAUCCCAAGGCAGUGUGACUCAACUAACCACAAAUGUCUCCUCCAGGCUAUGAAAUUGGCCGAUCUCAAGAACACAUCUCCUUUUCAACCCCAUUCCUUACCUGCUCCAACCUGGACUCAUUUAGAUCAUGCUUAUUUGGAUUACAAAAGGGAGUCCCACCAUCGCUGGUGGUAUCCCAGGGUCCCUGCUCAAGUUUUCUUUGAAAAGGAGGGCUGGAAUGGUACAUCACAUAGGCAAGUCCUGCCCUGUAUUUAGGCUUUGCCUGCUUGGUGUGAUGUAAGGGAAAUUGAAAGACUUGCCCAUUCAAAAUGAUCUUCACCGUGGCCUGCCCCAUGCUUAUGGUCCCCAGCAUUUACAGUAACUUGUGAAUGUUAAGUAUCAUCUCUUAUCUAAAUAUUAAAAGAUAAGUCAAACAUU
This is a messenger RNA of Gorilla gorilla gorilla (western lowland gorilla), 1684 nucleotides long. RefSeq names its product dehydrogenase/reductase 9 (gene DHRS9). The record is from RefSeq and is a predicted model, not a curated record. Gene Ontology annotation, cellular component: intracellular membrane-bounded organelle. The transcript has 5 exons. NCBI's taxonomy places the organism in Eukaryota, Metazoa, Chordata, Mammalia, Primates, Hominidae. Gene Ontology annotation, molecular function: oxidoreductase activity. Gene Ontology annotation, biological process: steroid metabolic process. Bases 325 to 1284 code for a protein of 319 amino acids.